GAAUUUAAUACUCGAACAGUUAAUAGUCAAAGCAGAACUACAGAGCUGUUAACAAGGCGGGGAAAUUUCUCUAACAGUUCUGGUUGUUCAGGUACAGACGGGGAAAUUUCUAUAUCAAUUCAGGUUGUUCAGCGUGAUCACUGAGUUUACGUCAUGGCUGUUCGUUUCCGUUUGCCCCAAUUGAUGAGAGAAGCUGCCGCUGAGUUCGCUUCUACAUUCAUUUUGCUGACGUUUGGAAUAGCGUCAGUAGCUCAGAUGGUUCUCAGCAAGUCGGAGUUUGGAAAUUUUUUCUCCGUGAACUUCGGUUGGGGAAUUGGUGUUAUGCUCGGCUGCUAUUGGGCUGGUGGAAUUUCAGGCGCUCAUAUGAACCCUGCGGUCACAUUGGCCUUUGCCGUCGUAAGAAGAUUUCCAUGGAAGAAAGUUCCCGUAUACUGGGCGGCACAACUACUGGGCGCAUUCGUGGCUUCGGCUUGUGUUUAUGGAGUUUAUUAUGAUGCCUUAAAUGCAUUUGAUGGAGGUGUCCGUCGUGUACUGGGUGAGAAAGGAACUGCAGGGAUCUGGGCAACAUAUCCUCAAGGUUAUUUGUCAACUGGGAACGGCUUUGGUGACCAGGUGUUCGGCACGGCCUUGCUUGUUGGCUGUGUCUUUGCCAUCAUUGAUAAGAACAAUAACACUCCUGAUAAGGGGGCGACACCUGUGAUAAUUGGGUUGACUGUGUUCGUCAUUGGCGCUACGUUUGGAUAUAACUGCGGUUACGCUAUUAAUCCUGCCAGGGAUCUGGGUCCGAGACUAUUUACUGCUAUGGCAGGCUGGGGCGCUGAAGUGUUUACUGCGGGCGACCAUUGGUUCUGGGUGCCAAUCGUGGGAUGCUUCUUAGGUGCAGUUCUGGGUGCACUCGCUUACAUCGGUCUGAUUGAGAUGCAUCAUCCCGAAGACGAUCCAAGCAAGCCCGGAGUGGAACUCGAAAACAUUACCAUCAAAAGUAACCACGAGUAACCCAGGACACCUACCCGAUGGACAUUGUGAAAAAAAAAUAAUCGUUGGCUUUUUAUAUAAGAUAAAUACAUAUCAUGUUCACUUUGUAGUUAAGUUACUGAGGAUGCGCACUAGCACCGCUGGAUAUCUAUUGAAAUAUUCUCGACAAGAUCCACUUUCUGCAUCUUACUCCUUUCGUUAGUUAAAACGGUGACCGUUUUUACAUAGCUUUGAGAUGAACGUUUCCAACGCUAAUAUGAACCUCUUUUUACAUAUAAAAUUUUAAUGAGCCAAAAAAUUCAAUCUUAUGAACUAAUGCCAUAAGGUCAGAGAUAAAAAAGACCCUCUACUUAGCAUCUUACCAUGUAUGGACACGGUGGAUGAUAUACUGACCUAGUAUUCUACAAGUAAAGAGGGUGUCCACCAUAAUAGGGACUUUGCUGAAGCAAUAAGUCUUUCCCCCUAGACGAACAUUUAUAUUAAAUGCAAUGUGAGCUUGUGCAUCGAAGUAAACUUGGGUAUAUUACAUUUUCAUCGUCAAAAGUAAAGUUACAGUGUAAAACAAAGCUCCCUUUUCAUAGGGCUUUCUUCUCUUCAAACAUUCCUGUCAAGUCCAUCGGUCCGAACCCAAACUAUAGUAGGGAAAAAUGGCGAAAAAAGUAAAAAGGCUACGAGCCCAAUUCUAAACCUAAAGAAAUGAAAAUCUGGUUAAAGUCUUUUGCAAAUAUUUCCGCAUACACAGCGUAGGGAGGAAAGGCUUCUCUUUUUUUUUCCUGUGACGUUUUCAGUCGAUAAACAACAGAUCAAACAAUGCAGCGCUGGAAGAUUUAUUAAAAAAAGCAGUAGAUCGCAA
Pocillopora verrucosa is the source of this 1828-nucleotide messenger RNA. The record is from RefSeq and is a predicted model, not a curated record. Lineage: Eukaryota; Metazoa; Cnidaria; Anthozoa; Scleractinia; Pocilloporidae.